CUGAACUGAGACUCCAAGCUUGUCUGGGGUUCGGUGAUCUUAUCUGAUAUUGGCCCUUUCCCUCUGCCUUUGAACCAUUCCCUCAUAAUCAAGCUGCCACCCUCAGUCCUUCGCAAAGUCGUCAAUUCCAUACCGAGCAAUUUAUUGCCAGUCUCUCACCUGAACCCCUCCUCGCGAGCAUUCAGCGGCACUGCACAGCCGCAAUUCCCCAAGAUAGGGCGUCGACACGGAGCAGGGUCACGCCCGCGUGCCCCGGGCAAGUAUUCAGACGAUCUUGACGACUUCGACCAUUCUGAAGACUCGCACGACUUUCCGGUUCAAGGAAAGCGCCCAAAGCCAAAAGUGAAGCCUAAGCGCAACAAGCGCAACAAACGCAGGAUGGGCCAAGAACAGUCCGUCGUAGACGACGACACCCCUCCCCAGACGCUGUCAGAGCGCAGCGUGGCAGCUGUAGCAGAGUACAUCAAGUCGGGCCGGGCCCGACGCAUCGUUGUCAUGACGGGCGCAGGCAUCUCAACCGCAGCAGGCAUCCCCGACUUCCGCUCUCCAGAAACAGGCCUCUACGCCAACCUGGCCUCGCUCAACCUGCCCGAGCCGGAAGCCGUCUUCGACCUCUCCUUCUUCCGACAGAACCCUGCCCCCUUCUACGUGCUCGCCAAGGACCUCUACCCAGGCAACUACCACCCGACCGUCUCGCACGUCUUCAUCAGCCUGCUGGCCUCCAAGGGCUUGCUGCACCAGCUCUUCACGCAGAACAUUGACUGCCUCGAGCGCGCCGCGGGCAUCCCCGCCGACCUCAUCGUCGAGGCCCACGGCAGCUUCGCCGCCCAGCGCUGCAUCGAGUGCAAGACGCCCUUCGGCGACGCGCCCAUGCGCGAGCACGUUCGCGCGGGAAAGGUGCCCCGGUGCGAGCGCGCGCCCGAGUGUGACGGGCUGGUCAAGCCCGAUAUCGUCUUCUUUGGGGAGGCGCUGCCGCGGCUGUUCUUUGAGCGCACCCGCAUGGCGGCCGAGGCAGAUCUGAUCCUCGUUAUGGGAACUAGUCUGCAGGUGCACCCGUUUGCGAGCCUGCCGAAUUUGGCUCCUGAGUCGGUGCCCAGGGUGCUGUUCAACCUGGAACGUGUCGGCACGCUCGGCUCGCACGCGGAUGAUGUGCUCGUGCUGGGCGACUGUGAUGCGGGGGUGAGGAAGCUGGCGGAUGAGCUGGGGUGGAGGGAGGAGCUGGAGACGAGGUGGCGCGAGCUGGUUGGCGAGGAAGAGGCGCAACGGCAGUUGCAGGGGGCGAAGAAGAGGGUUGCUGGGCUGCACGACGAGGUGAGCAAGUUGGCGGAUGAAGUGGGUGAACUGCUGCAUCUGCAGGAGGAUCAGGAUGCCGAGGAGAAGAGGAGCAGCGCGCCGCCUAAGGAGGGCGUGGUGAAUCAGGGGCCAGAGGAGGUGCCGCAGACUUCUCAGAGUAGCGAGCCAGUAGCGACGAAAGCGGCCGACAAGGAGCAACCAGAUGACAGGGGAGGACCGGUAGAAGCUAGUAAAGAAGAGGGCGUUAAAGAUGGGAUCAAGGCAAAUAGCGCUGAUACGGCAGCCAAAGCCGCGCUAUAGCAGAGUUAGAACCUGGCUAUAGACCGUGAGAAUUCAGGGACACCAGUUCAAGACCAUCAUGGCAUAUCUGGUUAAUGAGAAUGGUGUUCGAAUGGAUUUAAUCAAUCCUGCUAGCGGGAUAGACAUUGUGAGGG
Canariomyces notabilis is the source of this 1727-nucleotide messenger RNA. Its product is annotated as NAD-dependent deacetylase sirtuin-2. The record is from RefSeq and is a predicted model, not a curated record. Gene Ontology annotation, molecular function: histone deacetylase activity, NAD-dependent; NAD+ binding. The transcript is spliced from 2 exons. The coding region runs from base 379 to 1593 and encodes 404 amino acids. NCBI's taxonomy places the organism in Eukaryota, Fungi, Ascomycota, Sordariomycetes, Sordariales, Chaetomiaceae. Gene Ontology annotation, cellular component: nucleus.